Molecule: messenger RNA, 1341 nt
Organism: Didymosphaeria variabile
Lineage: Eukaryota; Fungi; Ascomycota; Dothideomycetes; Pleosporales; Didymosphaeriaceae
Exons: 3
Coding region: 1-1341 (446 amino acids)
Molecular function (GO): iron ion binding; monooxygenase activity; oxidoreductase activity, acting on paired donors, with incorporation or reduction of molecular oxygen
Source: RefSeq, a predicted model, not a curated record
AUGACUGGCCAGCGAUCGUUCUACAUCCACUCUUUACACGAGAAGUACGGACCCAUGGUUCGUAUCUCCCCAACGGAAGUCGCAGUAGCAGACCUCGACGCGUUUCGUGAGAUCCACAAGAUCGGUACCAAGUAUCUCAAGAGCGAAUGGUAUCAGCAACUUGCAAAUUUCCCGAAGGCAGGAAUCUUCACUAUGAUCGACCCACGUGAACACGGCCCCAGAAGGAAGCUUUUGUCGCGUUCCUUCAGCCGGUCUUAUCUUCUCGAGCAUUGGGAAUCGACUGUACGUGAAAAGGUUGUCCUUUGCGUCUCACAAAUCAAGAAAGAUGCUACUAAGGAUGUUGCCGAUGUGUACCACUGGUGGAUGCUACUGGCUUCAGAUGUCACUGCUCAUCUCGCUUUUGGCGAAUCCUUCAACAUGUUGCAGACCGGCCAAGCCAACGAGUUCAUACGGGUAUUGAAGAAGCUCAUCAUGGCCGCUGGCAUUAUGGUUGAGGCCCCAAUCCUUCGCCUCUUCCGUUUCGUUCCUAUUCCCGCAGUCCAAGAGAUUUUCAACUGCAAUGAAUACAUCUUCAGAGGAGCCGACCGCGCCGUGGAACUCGCCCGCUCUCGCUCGGGCGAGAAGAACGUCUUUGCCAAAGUUAUAGAAGACAGCGAGAAAGAAGGCGAAGGCACGAUCGACGACAUGGAUGUCAGAAUCGAAGCCAGUAAUGUCAUCAUAGCCGGAACUGAUACGACAGGUGUAACCAUGACUUAUCUCACCUGGGCUGUGCUUCAACGGCCAGGGCUGCAGAAGGCUCUGGAAGAGGAGGUUGCACAACUUCCUGAAAGAUUCACAGAAAAUGACCUCCUCGACCUCCCGCUUUUGAACGCGGUUAUCGAGGAAACACACCGCUUGUACGGUGCUGCACCUAGUAGUUUGCCUCGUAUUGUUCCGCAGGGCGGGAGCCAACUAGGAGGCUACUACAUUCCGCAAGGGACGACAGUCAGCACGCAAGCAUACACUUUCCAUCGCGAUGGCAAAAUAUGGUCCGACCCACUCACCUUCAACCCCUACCGCUGGAUCGCUUCCAAAGAGGGUGGGCCCGCGGAAGCCAAUUCUCCUGAUGCCAAACUUGCCUUCCACCCCUUCGGCGUGGGCGCCCGGUCGUGCGUUGGCAUCCACCUCGCACGCAUGGAACUGCGGUACGCAACUGCGUUCUUUUUCCGCGAGUGUAAGGGAAUCAAGCUGGGUGCGAGGACGACACCCGAGACGAUGGAGUUUGAGAAUUUCUUUUUGGUGACACCGAAGAGUCAUCGUUGUGAGAUUACUUACAGGAAGGACCAGAUGCUGGGGCAGUAG